CCUAUGGGGAACAAUAGAAAGGUAUGGGAUUAUUCAGCCAUGACUUGUGGGGAGCAGACUGCAGGUUCUAACAGGGAUAAGGCAGAAAUGAUGACAAAAUUAUUUGCAAGAAUACAUUGUAAGGAAAAUCUAUCAGAAGAGGGGCGGAGAAGGAGAGAGAGAACAAUGAGUCGGUAUCCAGGUGUGCUCGACAGGAGGGAAGAAACGGGAAGCAAUUGAUGAACUAUGGCAGAAAUGACGAGGGCUAUAAAGAAAUCAAAACCAACCUCUCCUGGGAAAGAUAACAUAAGCUAUAUAAUGCUAAAACAACGAGGGGAGUGAGCAUUGUUAAAGUUGCAUAAAGGGCAUAUAGAAGUGAUGAAAAAUAGUCUAAGAAAAUUAAGGGAUCAAGAAUUUAAUUUAACAGGAAUAAUGGAAAAAGUGAGAGAGCACAAGUCAGGAUAGUAGUGAAGUUCCUUUCUUAUAGGAUAUAAAGUCGGACAGAAAUAGGUAAAAUAUAUAGGGUAAGAGUGUGUGGCCUUUUUCUGGUUCACACUCUCGAGCAGUAGGGGGCGGUAAUGCACCUAUAGAUGGAUGCCAACUGUCGUAAAACAAAAAGAAGAAGAAUGAAAGCACAACAACAACAGCAGCGGUGUCAUGGCGGCUCCUGACACAGGUGGCUGGUUUCCGGCGUUAGCUGUGGGAGUUUCUCUGCUGAAAUGUCUCUUCAUUAACGCAUAUCAUUCCACAGACUUUGAGGUUCACAGGAACUGGCUUGCGAUCACACACAGUCUGCCCGUGUCCAGGUGGUACUAUGAGAACACGUCUGCAUGGACUCUGGACUACCCCCCGCUCUUCGCCUGGUUUGAGUUUGGCCUCUCUCACGUGGCUCGGCAAUUUGACAGGAACAUGCUGCUGGUGGAGAACCUGAACUACGCCAGCGCGUCCACGGUGCUUUUCCAGCGGCUGUCGGUCAUCGCCACCGACGUGGUUUUCAUCUUCGCUGUCAGAGAGUGCUGCAGGUGCGUUCAGGAGCAGAAAGGCUCUCGGGAUGUUCUGAGUCGUCCGUCCUUCGUCCUGGCUUCUCUGCUGCUCUACAACUUGGGCCUCCUCAUCGUCGACCACAUUCAUUUCCAGUAUAACGGUUUCCUGUUUGGUUUCCUGCUGCUGUCAGUGGCAAAACACCUCCAGUCUCAGCACCUGCAGGGGGCGCUGCUGUUCUCCAUCCUGCUCAACCUGAAGCACAUCUACCUGUACGUGGCUCCGGCCUACGGCAUCUACCUGCUGAGAAGUUACUGCUUCACCCAGGACAACAGAGACGGUUCAGUCCGCUGGACGAGUUUCAGUCCGCUCCGUCUCUUGGCUCUGGGAACCAUCGUCGUCUCCGUCUGUGCUCUGUCCUUUGGCCCAUUCAUCGUCAUGGGUCAGCUCUCUCAGGUGUUGUCCCGCCUCUUUCCGUUCCAGCGUGGACUCUGCCACGCCUACUGGGCCCCCAACGUCUGGGCCCUCUACAACGUGCUGGACAAAAUCCUGGCGGUGCUCGGUGUGCGUCUGAAGCUGCUGGAGGAGGAGGAGCUUCCUCUAGCCUCCAUGACAGGUGGGCUUGUACAGGAGUUUCAGCACUCUGUCCUCCCAUCCGUCUCUCCAUCCGUCACACUAGUCUGCUCUCUGCUGUCCAUCCUGCCGUCCCUUGUCUCCCUCUGGCUGUGUCCUCGUGGUGCUCGUGGUUUCCUGCGUUGUCUCGUGCUCUGCUCUCUGGGCUCCUUCAUGUUCGGCUGGCACGUCCACGAGAAGGCCGUCCUCCUCGCCGUCCUGCCCCUCAGUCUCCUGGCAGUCGAGAGCAGAGAGGACGCUGGAGUCUUCCUGGUUCUGUCAACCACAGGACAUUACUCUCUGUUCCCGCUGAUCUUCACACCGGCAGAGCUGCCAAUCAAAGUUGUUCUGAUGGUGAUGUUUAGCAUAUACUCUUUCACUGCUCUGAGGAAACUGCACAGUGGCCCAGUGCUCCGCCCCCUGGAGACCGUCUACCUGCUCGGUUUGUUCGCCGUGGCGUUUGUCUGCGAGGUCGUCUUCCCCCUGUCACCGUGGCAACGGGAGCUGCCCUUCCUCCCCUUGCUGGUGACCUCGGUGUACUGCUCGGUGGGCGUGUGCUACUCCUUCCUGCGCUUGUACACUGGCCUCCUGCGGCACGAGGACAGCGGUGAGAAGUCCAAGCUGCAGUGAGACACCAUUUCUGAACCUGAGAGAUCAAAGGUCAGGCCCAAAACACACUGACAGCACACAGACACCGACGACCCCGGAACAACACGACAAAUCAGGACCGUGUCACUGAGGACAAACUCAUAUUUAAUGGAUGCAGUGAAAUCAACAAACUAAAAAUAGGACGGAACUGGUUUGCCGCGUGUACAAUAGGAAAACUACGUUUUUUCCUUCAACCGUAACAGAAACUGAUCGGAAACACAAUUACAGACGCGACAGAAAUGUCGACCAAAGAUCGGACACAGUCAAGUCUGUUUUUCUUUCCUGUGGUUUCAAAUUAAAAAGGUAACGAGUGAA
This is a messenger RNA of Solea senegalensis (Senegalese sole), 2535 nucleotides long. It is a transcript of the gene alg8, whose product is annotated as ALG8 alpha-1,3-glucosyltransferase. NCBI's taxonomy places the organism in Eukaryota, Metazoa, Chordata, Actinopteri, Pleuronectiformes, Soleidae. Gene Ontology annotation, biological process: protein N-linked glycosylation. Gene Ontology annotation, cellular component: endoplasmic reticulum membrane. Gene Ontology annotation, molecular function: dolichyl pyrophosphate Glc1Man9GlcNAc2 alpha-1,3-glucosyltransferase activity. The transcript is spliced from 13 exons. The record is from RefSeq and is a predicted model, not a curated record. The coding region runs from base 637 to 2202 and encodes 521 amino acids.